This is a messenger RNA of Pseudocercospora fijiensis CIRAD86, 1011 nucleotides long. RefSeq lists its product as uncharacterized. Bases 1 to 1011 code for a protein of 336 amino acids. The transcript has a single exon. Gene Ontology annotation, biological process: mismatch repair; DNA replication, removal of RNA primer. Gene Ontology annotation, cellular component: ribonuclease H2 complex. NCBI's taxonomy places the organism in Eukaryota, Fungi, Ascomycota, Dothideomycetes, Mycosphaerellales, Mycosphaerellaceae. Gene Ontology annotation, molecular function: RNA-DNA hybrid ribonuclease activity; RNA binding. The record is from RefSeq and is a predicted model, not a curated record.
AUGGACGAAGUAAUUGAAGAUGCUCCAGACACGCAAGAUGUGGCUCUGGAGACUCCUGCCGCCCACGUUUUCAUCCCCCCUUCAAUACACAACCCAAAAGUAGUGUCAGGAGACAGCUAUACCCACCAUUCCGCCAUUCCGCCAACCAUCAAGAAUGAUAUGACCACGGAAUGCGUGCUGGGUGUAGACGAAGCAGGCCGUGGUCCUGUACUCGGCCCAAUGGUCUACGCACUAUACUAUCUGCCAACAACUCUGCAUAGAUCGUUGCUAGCCGAUACGCACAAGUUCGACGACUCCAAAGUCCUUACCCCGGCAGUGCGCUCGGAGCUUAUGGAAAAGAUAUGUACAUCAGACACAGAUCUAUAUCGGAACUGCGGGUGGGCGACCAGAUCAUUAUCCGCCAAGGACAUCUCUUCUGCUAUGCUCAGGCCACAUGGAGUCUACAACCUCAACAAUCAAGCCAUGGAUGCGACGAUCGACCUCAUUCAGCAGGUCCUGGAUUCUGGCGUCAAUAUCCGAGAAGUCUACAUCGACACGAUCGGCAAGCCGGAGGUCUACCAGAAGAAGCUGGAGAAAAUCUUUCCAGCUCUCAACAUCACGGUUGCGAAGAAAGCUGACAGUUUGUAUCCUUGUGUCUCUGCGGCUUCGGUCUGCGCCAAGGUCACCAGAGACGCUGCGCUCGAGGUCUUGUAUACAGCAUUCGCAGGCGAUGGCGCCACGACUGAAAUGGAAUGGGGUUCUGGCUAUCCUUCUGACGCACGAUGCUCGAAUUGGCUGAAGGCGAAUAUGGAUCCCGUCUUUGGUUGGGGUAAUGAAUGUCGUUUUAGCUGGGGCACGGCGAAAGAGAUGCUUGAAGCGAAGGGCGCGCCAUGCCGUGUUGACUGGCCAGAUGCCGGCGAUACAGACACCGAUAAUCUCAAGUUGACAAGUUUCCUUCUCGGGGCACAAGAGGAUAAGGAGGAUGAGCUUGCCACUUGGUUCGGGCGUCGAGUGACGGAAGAGCUUUUUUGA